Molecule: messenger RNA, 468 nt
Organism: Rhinopithecus roxellana (golden snub-nosed monkey)
Lineage: Eukaryota; Metazoa; Chordata; Mammalia; Primates; Cercopithecidae
Gene: AARD
Product: alanine and arginine rich domain containing protein
Exons: 2
Coding region: 1-468 (155 amino acids)
Source: RefSeq, a predicted model, not a curated record
AUGGGCCCCGGGGACUUCCGCCGCUUCAGAGAGAGAAUUUCCCAGGGUCUCCAGGGACUCCCAGGUAGAGCAGAGCUUUGGUUCCCACCUCGUCCCGCGUGCGGCUCCCCCGGGGACGGCAGGAGCACGGACGUCCAGGAGGAGGCCCUCGCCGCCAACCCGCUGCUGGAGGACCUCAGACGACGGCUGACUCGCGCCUUCCAGUGGGCGGUGCAGCGCGGGACCUCCAGGCGCGAGCGGGAGGCGGCGGCAGCGGCGGCGGCACGGGAGGAGCAGAGCUGGGCGCGCGUCGAGGCCACCCUGGCCGGGCUGCGGGCGGAGCUGGUGGAAAUGCAUUUCCAAAACCACCAGCUGGCUAGAACUUUACUGGACCUAAACAUGAAAGUGCAGCAACUGAAAAAGGAGUAUGAACUGGAAAUUACAUCAGACUCUCAAAGCCCAAAAGAUGAUGCUGCGAAUCUGGAAUAA